Messenger RNA from Scylla paramamosain (green mud crab), 5602 nucleotides. RefSeq names its product E3 SUMO-protein ligase PIAS2-like (gene Su(var)2-10). Gene Ontology annotation, molecular function: transcription coregulator activity; SUMO ligase activity; zinc ion binding. Bases 1897 to 5325 code for a protein of 1142 amino acids. NCBI's taxonomy places the organism in Eukaryota, Metazoa, Arthropoda, Malacostraca, Decapoda, Portunidae. The transcript is spliced from 14 exons. Gene Ontology annotation, cellular component: chromatin. The record is from RefSeq and is a predicted model, not a curated record. Gene Ontology annotation, biological process: regulation of transcription by RNA polymerase II; protein sumoylation.
UGCUGAGUAAUAUGGUCAAUUGUUGAGUUAUAUAGUCAGUAAUCAAGAAACGUAUGUAUACUGACUUUUACUGAUUAAUACUAGGGACUGUAUCCUUAAACGAGAGUAUUUCUAAAACGUUUCUUCCUCUAUCUCGAGAAACAACAUUGAAUACUGUGUUUAGCGCUUUUCUCUUUCUCUUAACCCCUCUGAUCAGCUGACAAUCUAUCAAAAGUAUGAUUAUUCUCAGCGAACUAGAGGACUUAAAAACUAAAGAUCGUAUUCUAAAAUGACCGUAUGUUAUUGUUUAGGACCGAAAAUUAUUCAUUUCUAAAACGUUGGUCUUUGAUGACUGGAUGAAGGAAAGUCCCUAUGGCUGUCUUGAUUUGAUUCUUUUGUGGCACGGAUAUGACUCAGUUGUUGCGGUAAAUAUGUCAGUCAAUCGAUCUCUCAUUGCAACAUUUAGAAACUAGUAGGACCGCAUAGUAAGCUGAUAUGCUGGAAUAAGAUACACUAGAAUUUCCAGUGAUACAUAAAAUUUCAGGUUGAACAUCUGGAAAAAAAAAAAAAAAGUGUAACCUGAAUAUGUUGGGAUACAGAGAUACACGAAUUUUUUCUAGUGAUACGUAAAUUGUCAAGCCAUAUUAUAGCUAUCCGGAAAGAUGCAUGAUCUCGGGCAACGAAAAUAUGUUUUGUUACGGUUUAUAUAUGUGAAAAAAAAGUCCAAUAAUUUCCUGAUGCGCAUGUUUUCACACACUGCGCUUUGUUGAAAUUAUUGAAUAUGGAAGUGAAGUUUAUAUAUGUGAAAAAAAAGUCCAGUAAUUUCCUGAUGCGCAUGUUUUCACACACUGCGCUUUGUUGAAAUUAUUGAAUAUGGAAGUGAAGUUUGCAGGUACUACUUUAUGUCGCGGAGCAAUGAAGGAACUUUUUUUUUCUUACGUAACCAGUCUAGUAAAACGUCUAAAUGCAGCAAAGUCAUCUAGUGAACAAUGCACUGUACAUCAUUGGCUUAGUAAUAUUAAUCUACGAACACAUGACGGAAGAAAAUACAGAAAGAAAUAUAUAAACGCACUUUCGAGUUGUUUCAUUGUCCUUCUCGACUCUGCUUCACUUAGCGUCUCGAAACCGUGAUGCUCAGUAGCGAGUCUUGCGGUGAGGAAAGUGGAUACUCUCUCUCUCUCUCUCUCUCUCUCUCUCUGUACUGAAUAGAGUCUCCCAUAACCACCACCGUUUCCAGCCUACACAUUUUCCAGCCUCAGACCGCGGAUAAUUGACGCCAGGCCUGGUGUUGACGUACUGUUCCUGGCGCUGCGCAUUCUGACGAGCCUUUGAGGUCAGACGUACGACAGAUGCAGCUGGUCUUGCGCUACUGACGACCUAACAAUGUAGCCUGCCUAGGUGAUGGCGAGGCGGCGAGGGAGGGACGCGUGACGGAGGGGUACACCACCUCACCUUUCCUCGCGCUGUCUUACCUUGAGCCAGCGCCGUGUUGGGCAGGCCGCGCCCGAUACAGGUGACCACCCCGCCCGCCACCACCACCUCCACGCCCACGCAGCCGCCCGCCACCACCAGCACCCACCCCACGUCCUGCAGGCAAAGAGGAGGAGGAGGAGGAGGAAGAGGAAGAGGAAGAAGAAGAAGAGGAGGAGGACGAGAUAAUGAUGGAUUUAUGCUGAAUUUUUCCAAAGAGGAGGUAUAAAGAAGAAGAAGAAGAAGAAGAAGAAGAAGAAGAAGAAAAAGAUAAAAAAGAAAAGGAAGAAGGCGAAGACGAAGAAAGAAGAGAAGUAAAAAAAUGUCAAGGUAGGAGAAAUUUUUCAGAGGAGAAGGAAAGGAAGGAGGAGAAAGAACAACAACAAAACAACGAGGAAGAAAAAUAUCAACGUGUCUUCUUGGACAGGAUGAAAACUGCAGGAGAGAAUGGUGAUGACCUUUCGGGUCUCAGAACUACAGAUGCUCCUUGGUUAUGCUGGCAAGAACAAGACAGGUCGCAAGAAUGAACUUCAGAGCCGUGCUAUGGACAUAGUGAGGUUACGCAACCCAGCCAUACAAGCCAAGAUCAAAGAACUGUACAAGAGCAUCCAACUAGAGAUGAUGUCGUUUGGUGACAGGUCGCAAGCAGCAGCAGGAGGACCAGCAGGCAUCCUCCCAGCACAGAAAGUCCCCCUGGGCCUCAACUCCAUAGCAAGCUACACACAGCCCGCCAGUGUUGGAGGCAUUGGUGGAGUCACAUCCACACUGGCUUCCUCUAGAUACUCCACCAACUCCCAGGUAGUGGCCUCGGGGAUCUCCUCCGCUGGGGGAUACUCCUCCAUCUCUGCCAACAGUCACAACUCCACAUACCCAAUCAACCCCGAUGUCAAGCUAAAGAAGCUGCCCUUCUAUGACAUCCUCGGGGAACUCCUCAAGCCAUCGUCCCUAGGUGGGCCAUCACCACAGAAUUCUGGCCGCUACCAGGAGUCCACCUUUGCUUUCUCUCUCACUCCACAUCAGGCCAACAAAAUAGCCAACUCUCGGGACCUGCGGCCCGGCAAGCAGGACUACACAGUGCAGGUCCAAAUGAGGUUUUGUUUGCUAGAGACAACCUGCGAGCAAGAGGACAACUUCCCGCCCAAUAUUGCAGUAAAAAUAAAUGACAAAAUGUGUCCAUUACCAACUCCAAUCCCCACCAACAAACCCGGAGUGGAGCCCAAAAGACCGUCCAGACCUGUCAACGUCACAGCACUCUGUCGCAUCUCACCCACAGUCACCAACAGAAUACAAGUGUCUUGGGCGUCAGAGUACGGUAGAUGCUACGUUAUAUCUGUGUACCUGGUGCAGAAGCUUAACUCAGAUGACCUACUGCAGAGGUUAAAAAACAGAGGGGCCAAGAUUGCAGACUUCACCAGAUCUCUCAUCAAACAGAAGCUUCAAGAGGAUGCGGAUUGUGAGAUUGCCACCACCUCCCUACGGUGCUCCCUCAUGUGUCCGCUGGGCAAGAUGCGCAUGAUGCUCCCGUGCCGCGCCAGUACGUGCGAUCACCUGCAGUGUUUUGAUGCAUCGCUGUACCUUCAGAUGAAUGAACGCAAGCCCACGUGGACCUGUCCUGUUUGUGAUAAGACUGCUCUCUAUGAUUGUUUGGUUAUUGACGGGUACUUCCAGGAGGUGCUGCAACAAAAUUCAAGCUGCAAUGAGGUAACGCUGCACAAGGAUGGCAGCUGGACGCCUCUCAUGCCCAAGAAGGAGCAGAAGGAGCCUGAAGUGGAGAAACGCAAGCCUGAGGUGGCGGUGGAGACGCUGAGUGAUGACAGUGAUGACUACUCCACAGAGCAGGAUGACGGAUGUGAACUUGCUGUUGACCCUCAAAUCAAUGAUGACCAUCUGCUGCCAUCAGCAAGCAUUACGGGUGCAAGCUCUGCUUCAAAUAACAGGAAGUCUUCUUCUAGUAGUGACUCAUCCUCUAGUAGUGAUUCGUCCUCUAGUAGUGACUCGUCUUCUAGCAGUGAAUCAUCUUCUAGCAGUGACUCAGAAACUGAAGAUAUUGACACAGAUGAUUCCGUGAAAGAUAAGGACUAUAUCCCAAGCAAAGAGGAAGAAGAGAGUUUUAACCUUGAAGAGAAGGACGCAGUUGAUAAAAUUCCUGUACUAGUUAGUCCGCAAAAGGGACGUAAAUGUAAACAGCACCUGAGUCAAUGGAAGAAACAUAAAGCGAAAAAAUUAGGGAACUCUGGAAAGGCUUAUAUAAGCAAAAAUAAGAAAAUAAGACCAGAAAGGAAAAUGAAACUGCCAUGUGGAAAUAAAUGUCGAAUUAAAUGUUCAGAACAGAUAAAUGAAGAAGAAAGGCAAAAACUCUUUGACUCUUAUUGGGCAUUAGGAGACAUUGCUCAACAGUGGCAGUUCAUUUCAAACUGCAUUAAAACUGUUAGACCUAAAUACAGGUAUGUUCGUGAGGGAGGCAACCGUCAACCUAGGAACAAUAACAGUUCCUUUCACUUCAUGGUUGGUCAGAAUGAAAUUCGUGUUUGCAAACUUUUUUUCAAGAACACACUUAAUAUCAAUGACCGGCCAAUAAGAACAGCUUUAGCAAAGCAAAGCAGAGUUGCUAAUGUUCUUGUGGAACCUGAUAAGAGAGGCCAACAUGGUAAUCAAGUAACUGUUGAUCCUGAAAUUAGGAAAGGCGUCAAGGCACAUAUUGAGUCUAUCCCUCAGAUAGAGAGUCACUAUACGAGAGCUAUAUCAAGUAGGACAUUCAUAUGUGGCUCUAAAACAGUUGCAGAAAUUCACCGCGAUUAUGUUGAGAAGUCCAAACAACAAAAGGUACCUUAUGCCAAUUACACUCUGUUUUAUCGCAUUUUUACCACAGAGUAUAAUAUUUCUUUUUUUGUUCCUAAAAAGGACCAAUGCGAUGUUUGUUCAUCUUAUCAUAAUGUCGAGAAUGAAGAGAAAGAGCACCUUCAAGGAAGCUAUGAAAAUCACCACAAAGAAAAAGACAUGUCAAGAAAUGAAAAACAUAAAGAUAAAACUGAGAGUGAUGCAGUUGUUGCUGUUUAUGACCUUCAGGCUGUAAUGCAGAUACCAAAAGGGGACAUUUCAGUUUUUUAUUACAAGUCAAAGCUGAUUGUUUUAAAUUUUACUAUUUACAAUGCUAAAACAAACUCAUGUAAUUGCUAUGUCUGGAAUGAAACUAAUGGCCAACGUGGGGUUAAUGAAAUUGGGACCUGUGUUCUCGAUUACAUUAAAACCUUGUGUGAGGCAGGAAAAACUGACAUAAUUUUUUACUUAGAUAACUGUUCUGGCCAACAGAAAAAUAAGUUCAUGAUGGCACUUUACCUUUAUGCAGUAAACAACUUACCAAAUAUAACUUCAAUAACACACAAGUUUCUAAUAAAAGGGCAUACCCAAAAUGAGGGUGACUCUGCCCAUUCCCUAAUUGAAAGAGAAGUAAAGAGAAUUUUAAAAAGUGGACCCAUUUAUGUGCCGGAAACUUACGUAACGGCAAUUCGAACUGCUAGAAAGAAAGGACAGCCUUUCGUAGUAAAAGAGCUUUGUUACAAAGAUUUCUUGAACAUUAAGUCUCUAGCUACUGAAAUGGGACCUAUCAAUUGCAAGACUCUUCAACUCUCUGAUGUUAAAGUAAUGAAAUUUGAAAAGCAGUCACCACUGUCAGUUUUUUGUAAACAUUCCUAUGGUUCAGACUAUAAGGAGCUUAAAAUUUUGAAAAACUCAAAUAAAGCCAUCUCCAUUAAUGACUUAUUGCCAUGUUACUCCAGCAAACUUACAUUGCCUGCUAACAAGAAAAAAGACUUGAUGGACCUUUGUAAUAAAAAUCUGAUUCCACGAUGCCAUCAUAAAUUUUAUGAAGACCUGUAAAUGAAAUCAAUCUUAAUGAAAUGAGUUAAAAUACAAAUUUAGUAUGCCUAUUACGAUAUUAAGUUUUGUUGUAUGCUAAUUCAUUAGGUACAUAUUAUUUGAAUGGAAUAUUAAAUAGAUGUUUAUUUUAUAAUGUUUUUUUUAUUAUACAGUCCAUCUUUCAUUUAUUUGAAAAUUUUUGAGUUGUCCAAUUCCUUAGGCAUAUUUGAAAGAAAUUAUAAUUAGGAAGAAUCUCUUAGGUUCAUAAGGAUUUUUUUAUUUGAAAAAAAUGAUAAUU